Colletotrichum graminicola M1.001 is the source of this 747-nucleotide messenger RNA. RefSeq lists its product as uncharacterized. The record is from RefSeq and is a predicted model, not a curated record. The transcript has a single exon. NCBI's taxonomy places the organism in Eukaryota, Fungi, Ascomycota, Sordariomycetes, Glomerellales, Glomerellaceae. Bases 1 to 747 code for a protein of 248 amino acids.
AUGGACACCACAAAGGAUCCUAUCCGCAGCGGCAGAAAGAAAGCGCCCUUGAUGAAGACGAGCAACAGCCUUUUGGACGAGAUCAAUGUCGCUGGCCAUAUUGAAUUGCUAUCGCUUACUAUCAAUGACCUCAAGACAACGCAGGAUUAUGCGGCCUCGAUUCCCGACAUAUCUGCGGAGUUGGAGUCAGAGAUUAUGACCAAGCGCGCGAAGUUGAUUUCCAUGUCCCAGAAGCUCCGCUCUCUCCCUAUCCAGCGCACCCAGUCUAUUCAACGCCCUGAUUCUCUCGAGUUCAAACGUCUUGAGCGUAACAUAGCCUUCAUGAUCAAAGAAAAAGAGCUACAUCUCAAGAACGAAGACGAGACGGAACCUUUUGAUCCGACGAAGCACGACUGGGAAAAGACUAAGACCGAAAUGGAUCAAUUCGCCACUGACUUGAAACAGGCGAUUGAGGAGAACUUCAUUGGAACGGCCAUAAGGUUUGAGGAUUGGGAGAAUGACGACUGCGACAUGAACGAUUUUUGCGACGCAUUCGAAGCAGGGAUGCAGGCCCAAGAGCAGAAACAUAGUCCUUCGGGGUCUAUCGAAGACCAAAGCGAGUGCGAAGCGGGCUCUGGUGAUUCUGGCGGCACCGGGGAAGACAAAGAUCCGAUGGAGAUGAUUAACGCAGGCAACGACGUCCACACUCAUCGGUUCCUCGUGAAGUACAGCGCUCUUAGUGUAAGUAUCUUAUGUCGGUGUCUUUAA